Ceratina calcarata is the source of this 1445-nucleotide messenger RNA. RefSeq lists its product as uncharacterized. The transcript is spliced from 3 exons. The coding region runs from base 851 to 1429 and encodes 192 amino acids. The record is from RefSeq and is a predicted model, not a curated record. Lineage: Eukaryota; Metazoa; Arthropoda; Insecta; Hymenoptera; Apidae.
UGUGUCGAGAUUUACGAUGGUUCUUCGACUUCCGUGGUUUAACCGAACUUGUCAACACUUCGUGAAACACUCUCGAGAAGGGUGAACGGGGGGACCUCCUCUUGGCACCAUAUGGUAUAUAUGCUACGAUGAUUCUCUCGAAGGGAGUGCAACAUAUAAAACGCAUUGCUAUUUAAAGCAUUGUCGUAAUUCUCUUGAAUGACUCUUUCACUUUCCUCGGUUCUCUACCACAAUAUGUGUCACGAAACUCAUUCUUCUCAUCCACGGAUUCUCCCGACUUCGUUCAGACUUGGUCUAUUUCAUUGUCGCAGCUUGAAUGUUCAUGUUCUACGAAUCGAAGAUUGAUGAACCACAUACCCGCAGAUAAGAAAUAUUUCCAUGACGAUGUAUCGAAGAGGCAUGAUGGAAUGUACACGAGCAUUUUUCAUUUAGGAAUACGUAAUACGUUUUGAUAAUAACGCUUUUGCAUAUUGACUGACAUAAACCGGCAAUAUUUAGAAUUCUUAGCAAACGAUAUAUACAUAUGUAUGUGAUUAAUCUUCCUUUUUAUAAGCAUGCUGGAUAUAUAUGUUAUAAGCUAUAUAUCUUAUAACUUCCGGGAAUAUGAAUUUGAAUACAAGUUAACGCGCUGUAGUCUGUUUCAAGCACGUACAUGCUACAGUUACGAAAUUCGAGCAAAGAAUUCGUCGAGUUCCGCUCUUUUUUACUGAUACACACUUUGAGGAUUACACAAUAUGAAUUUCCUCCGGACAAACAGGAAGAGAGAUUAUUUCCAGUGAAGGUAUAUUAACGCAGGUAGAAUGGAUACCAGUACAAUCGUAUUUGAUCAAGUGAAUUUUAAGAUAUUAACAUGAAUUUAAUAGCGUGGAUAUCCGUUUAUUCUAUUGUCAUUUUGGAAAUUUAUUGCCUCCCUAUUGACGAAGGAUGCAAUUGCAACGGUGCUGAAAUUGUGACAUAUGGCGAGCCUUGCGUUACGCUUCACAAAUACCCUUUUCAAAUCGAGGGUCCUAAAGUAGUACAAGCGGAAGAAACUGUGCAAAUCAAUGUGCCUGCACCAAUGCAGUUCAUUAAAAUAGUUCCAAACACUUACGUUGCAAAUACUUAUCAACCCCGUCGCGUUGAAUAUCCAAUGACAGUAGAAACGCCGCGCGUUAUUUCCAAAUCAGCGGAAAAUAUAGUUAUAGAGAAUACUGGACAUAAAAAAGUAUACGAGUACACUGUCCAAGUUCCUUCUGCUGUUAAUCCUCCACCGCCUUCAAGAAAUUACAAUUACGAGAUCGAGGCUCCAGUCCCAACGAAAGACGUCACGGUCGAAUGUGAAACGAGAGAAACAAUACCGCAACGACUGACAGGACUUGAAUCUCGAAUCGAUCGAGUGCUGGUCCCCGCUUGCGAAGUUCCAUCAUUAUCAUCACCGUGCCAGUGUUAACUGUAUUUCGCAACAA